AUGAAGAAGAUGAAAGUUGUGGCUUUUGUUAUGCUCAUUUCUCUUUUUCUGCUUUCUCAGGUACUCGCUGAGUUCUCUUCAUCAACAAACGCUGAAACAUCCUCUGUUUCUCAGAUUCAUCAGACGAACGACGAGAACCAAGUGGCGGCGUUUAAGAGAACACACCAUCAUCGUCCACGAUUCAAUUGUGGGUAUGCGUGCGCGAGGAGAUGCAGAGAGACGUCGAGGAAGAAAGUGUGUUACAGAGCGUGUGGAAGUUGCUGCGCCAAGUGUCAAUGUGUGCCGCCGGGAACCUCCGGCAACACAGCAUCAUGUCCUUGCUACGCCACUCUCCGUACGCAUGGCAAUAAGCUCAAGUGUCCUUAA
Messenger RNA from Thlaspi arvense, 366 nucleotides. NCBI's taxonomy places the organism in Eukaryota, Viridiplantae, Streptophyta, Magnoliopsida, Brassicales, Brassicaceae. The record is from the annotation of a GenBank genome assembly.